This is a messenger RNA of Saprolegnia diclina VS20, 738 nucleotides long. RefSeq lists its product as hypothetical. Lineage: Eukaryota; Oomycota; Saprolegniomycetes; Saprolegniales; Saprolegniaceae. The record is from RefSeq and is a predicted model, not a curated record. Gene Ontology annotation, molecular function: protein binding. The coding region runs from base 1 to 738 and encodes 245 amino acids. The transcript is spliced from 2 exons.
AUGGACAACGCGGCGUCCAACGGCUUUCUGGACGUCGUGCGCUGGCUGCAUGAGCACCGACACGAAGGGUGCUCGGCUGCGGCACUCGAUGGCGCCAUCAACAACGGACACGCCGAGAUCGUUGCGUUUCUGCGACAGCACUAUCCGCAUCUCGAUGUGACGCCCGAUGCAAUGGACGAGGCGGCUGGUUCUGGUCGGCUCGAUGUCGUGCGCUACCUCCACGAAGAAUGCCACGCGCCUUGCACCACCAAGAGCUUGGAUGCUGCAGCGUACCACGGUCACCUUGACAUUGUCCAAUACAUUCAUUUGCACCGCACCGAAGGCUGCACGACGGAAGCGAUGGACGGCGCCGCCUGCAACGGCUACUUGGACGUCAUCAAGUUUCUCCACGCCCACCGGUCCGAAGGCUGCACCACGUUUGCGUUCGACACGGCCGCGCGCAACAACUACAUGGACAUCCUUCAGUUCUUAGCGGCGUCGCGCACUGAAGGCGGGACGACCAAGGGCAUGGACCGUGCUGCGCACCGAGGCCACUUUGAUAUCGUGCGCUUCCUCCACGACCACCGACCGGAAGGCUGCACGACGCGCGCCAUCGACUGGGCGGCGGCAGCGGGGCAUUUGCCGAUUGUCAAGUUCCUCAUGGAGCAUCGGCGCGAAGGCUUUACGUACCGGGGUAUGUUUUGGGCGGCCCGGGAAGGCAGCAAGUGCGGUCCAGCGAGCGCUCGACGACCGAAAUGA